AUGGAGUUGACUGGGCACAAGUGUGAUGCACUCCUGAUCUAUCUGGGCAAGAAGAUAGACUCCCAAUGCAUGUACCUGCUCUCUGAAGUUCAUGAGACAAGACUCAGCUUUCAGAUUCCCAAGAUAUUUAAUUUAGUGGCGAUUAUGAUCCUUUCCAGAGGAAAAUGUGGACUUUCUACUUGCACCACUCAUUACCUGAUGGCAAUGGCAGUGGCAGAUCUACUGGUCAUUAUUGUUGAUGUAAUACUCUGGCGGAUCAGUUUUUACUAUUUCCCAGAUUCAUUUCUGAACAUCACCCCUGUGUGCAGUACAAUCGACGUCCUGAGUGGUGCCUCUACAGACUGUUCUGUUUGGUUCACUGUUGUUUUCUCCCUUGAUCGAUUUGUUGCAAUUUGUUGCCAGAAACUGAGAAGGAAAUUUUGCACUGAGAAAGUGGCAACUGGUGUUCUCGCAACAACCUGUAUUCUACUCUGUUCAAAAAACAUUCCUUUCUAUCUUACUUUUGAACCCAAAGAGAUAAUCAACAAUAUACCAUGGUUUUGUAAUGUAAAACCAAGCUUUUAUAGUGAUCCAGAAUGGGUGGUUUUUGACUGGAUUGAUAUGAUUCUAACACCGUGGCUUCCCUUUGCUUUGAUUUUGUUACUCAAUGCUCUAACAGUCCGGCAUAUUUUAGUAACAAGCCAAAUCCGGAAGAGAUUAAAAGAUCAGAACAAGGAAGAGAUUUGCAGUGACCCAGAAAUGAAGAGCCGUAGGAAGUCUAGUAUUCUACUCUUCACCAUAUCCAGCAGUUUCAUUCUGCUAUGGUUGACACAUGUUGUGGAAUUCCUAUAUUAUAAUAUUGCAGGAAUGGAGCCCACCGAUUACAACUAUUCUUUAUACAUAUUUGCUGAAGUUGGAUUUAUGCUUAGAAGUUUAAAUUGCUGCACAAACACAUUUAUUUAUGGGGUGACUCAGUCCAAGUUCAGAGAACAGCUCAAGAAUGCAGUGAACUGUCCUAUUAGUACAAUUAUUCAAUCUAUCAAUAAUGAAAAAAAAAAAUUCUAA
Molecule: messenger RNA, 1044 nt
Organism: Rhincodon typus (whale shark)
Lineage: Eukaryota; Metazoa; Chordata; Chondrichthyes; Orectolobiformes; Rhincodontidae
Product: probable G-protein coupled receptor 139
Exons: 2
Coding region: 1-1044 (347 amino acids)
Biological process (GO): G protein-coupled receptor signaling pathway
Cellular component (GO): membrane
Molecular function (GO): G protein-coupled receptor activity
Source: RefSeq, a predicted model, not a curated record